UUCGACCCCGGAAGAAGAAACCAAUACGCGCCGACACCUCCGCCUGAACACGAUGGCGGUUUCAGGCGCCGGUGGGUCCCCGAGCCGCCUAGUCCAGUAUGUUGUCGUCCGUUCGGACUUGGUCCAAAAGCUGUCCUGGCCCCUGGGAGCCGUGGUAGCACAAGGUUGCCACGCUGCCACGGCCGCCAUUCACCUGCACUACACCGACGGUGACACGCAGCGCUAUCUGGCGGAGCUCGACGACAUGCACAAAGUAGUCCUCGGGGCUCCAGACGAAGCCGCCCUCUCGGCUUUAUCAGAGACUCUGACCCAGGCUGGCGUGGCCCACAAGCUCUGGAUCGAGCAGCCAGAGAACACUCCCACAUGUCUGGCCCUCAAACCCUACCCCAAAGAAAGAGUACAGCCGCUGCUAUGCAAAUUCAAACUCUUGAAAUGAACUCACACCGCAUACAGACUUAGUACAGUAAGACAUUGACCAUAAUGUUCAGUAGGCUUCAGUAGACAAGAAUGUAAACAUUGCCUGUACAGUAAAUAAAGGCGAUAACAUGGCCACGGUUUUACCCUGGAA
Messenger RNA from Nerophis ophidion (straightnose pipefish), 568 nucleotides. RefSeq names its product peptidyl-tRNA hydrolase domain containing 1 (gene ptrhd1). The transcript is spliced from 2 exons. Gene Ontology annotation, molecular function: peptidyl-tRNA hydrolase activity. NCBI's taxonomy places the organism in Eukaryota, Metazoa, Chordata, Actinopteri, Syngnathiformes, Syngnathidae. The record is from RefSeq and is a predicted model, not a curated record. The coding region runs from base 53 to 436 and encodes 127 amino acids.